Molecule: messenger RNA, 1129 nt
Organism: Ornithodoros turicata
Lineage: Eukaryota; Metazoa; Arthropoda; Arachnida; Ixodida; Argasidae
Exons: 9
Coding region: 176-1129 (317 amino acids)
Source: RefSeq, a predicted model, not a curated record
ACACUAUACGAUGUUGUUGGAACUUAUUCUUGGACGAAGUUGAUUAUUUUCUUUAAUUUGUACCGCUAUGUAAUCUAAAAAUCACAAGUUCGACGCGUAUGACAAAAAUCCAACAAGGUAUGGCAAAAACAGUGCAUAACAUACGAAUUAACGAACACUGUCUAUCUCUCUUCUUAUGUUCCAGAUGAAUGCAGCCUUUGCAGAAAAUAAGAUCAAGCUGAAGAUGAAAGUUUACGACACCUAUGUGAUGAAUGAGGAACAGGACAGGACCCACCUCCAGGAACUUCCUGGUAGACAGGUUCAGUCAAUUGACCCAUAUGUAGCCCAUGAGACACUUAAAACAAAAAUUGUUGAAUACCCUGGGAGCAACGAGUCCGACAUGGUCUUCGUAUUCACGAGGAAGGUGCUCAGGAACGCAACGAAUGAGGAGACGUAUUUAUAUUGGUACUACACAGGAAAAGGACCCUGUGGAGGACGCUUGGAGCCCAACAUCUUCUACGACGCUCCCUUUUCAUAUAAAGCUAUUGUACAAUCUAUGUGGAUCACCACCCUGGUCAGGAUAGCGAAGGAGGAUGUAUGUGAUCUCGAACAUACUGAACAGUGCUACCAACAUCUCAUCCCUGCAUAUAAGGAGGACUUGAAUAGAAGCCUAUGCCACACAACGACAGACACGAAAAACGCGCCUACAUUUUCAGGAGUAGUGGGAUUCCGCAUAGAUGAAUUCUGUAAGACAAGCGCUACUGUGUAUGGAAGGAGAGCGGGCAAAGUCUCUGUAGUGGGCCAAUCAUGUACCACGCAGUGUGGGAUUUCGGUGGGAUAUGACAUUAUACAUCACAUCAGCUUCCUUGGUCCAUGCAAGGCUCCGCAGACUUCCGGACAAGCAUGCUUCGACGACGACCAUGAGCUGUGCUUCUUCGAGCACUGUGGAAGGAAAUACAGCGAGAUAAGGCGCUGGCCCGUCGUAAUUGGAACCUACCAGACAGUCAUUACGACGAAGAUGCUGCUUGUGCAAAAUAUCCUUGAGGUGGGCGUUCAUCUGCUCAAGAUUGCCUGGUCUUGUCGUGCACGUUACAUCGAUUCGACAAAGCGACUGCUGCCGCUGUCUUGUUUUCAAUAUUCCCUGCAUUGA